Molecule: messenger RNA, 13898 nt
Organism: Oncorhynchus gorbuscha (pink salmon)
Lineage: Eukaryota; Metazoa; Chordata; Actinopteri; Salmoniformes; Salmonidae
Product: dynein axonemal heavy chain 8-like
Exons: 92
Coding region: 36-13805 (4589 amino acids)
Biological process (GO): microtubule-based movement
Cellular component (GO): dynein complex
Molecular function (GO): dynein light intermediate chain binding; minus-end-directed microtubule motor activity; ATP hydrolysis activity
Source: RefSeq, a predicted model, not a curated record
CCAAUCACCCAGAUAGCACGGGUGACCCUAGCCCCAUGGCUGACAACGUGCCCACAGAUCGAGGUGCUGUAGGCCGGCGGGGCAGCAAGUUCCAUCGAUCUGGUAGUUGUGUCCAGGCUGUACAGGAGACCAUGAAGGAGAAGCAGGCCAGGUACAAGGAAUCAAGAGAAGCUCGAAAGAAGCUACUUACCUCUGGGCACAAAUACAUCUUUGAGAUCUUGGCUGACAGGCUCUCCCUCGAACUACAAGCAGUAGAAGAGUUUGUUUUAGAUGCUCCUUCUUUGGCACCAUUUGAUGAUUUUUUUGCCAAAGGAGGAAGUAAAACCAUCGCAUUUGUCUACCAAGAGACAGAAGUCCCAGGAAUAGAGUGUGGACGCACCUUUCCUGGAACUGCAAAAGGAGCCAUAAUAAUGAGACUAUUUUUAGCCAAUUUGUCUGAGACAUGUCUGACAGGAUUGUGCCCAUUCUUUGUACGAACUAAAAUUGACGUUCCUGUCAAUAUAAAAAACAUACAUGAGGAGAUUUAUUUUUCUAUGCUAGAUGCCGCUGAGGGUCUAUUAAAAGGCACCAGGAAUCUGUUGUCAAAGAUUAUGAUGCCAGCUGUCUGUGCAACAGAAAACUGGGGUGCCUUGAAUCAGUCGAAACAUGGAGAGAAGGAUAAACAAAACUUCAAAGACACAAUCACUCGUUAUAUUCAUUUCCUAGAUGGAAUGCAAGCAUGCAUUGAAGGCACUGUUCAACUGAAGACGGCCUCAAACAUUGAAUUCGCCAGGCUGAUAUCCUUUGAAGACGUAAAAGCAGCAGCAGCAGAUGUUGACAUGGUGCAUCAACUCGAGGAAGCGUUGAUGAUGUGGUACAAACAGAUUGAGCAGGUCCUUACAGAGAGUGAUCAAAUGAGGAAAGAAGCUGAUGCCUCAGGACCUUUGACUGAGUUAGAGCACUGGAAGAGAAUGUCGGCUAAGUUCAACUCUAUCAUUGAGCACAUCAAGGGCCCCGAGUGCAAGGCCGUGGUCAAUGUACUCAAUAUCAACCGCUCCAAGACUCUAAAGUUGUGGAGAGAGCUGGAUGCCAGAAUAACCGACUGUGCCAACGAGGCAAAGGAUAAUGUGAAAUUCCUGUACACCCUCGAAAAAGUCUGCCAACCUCUCUACAACUGUGACCCGGUCACCAUGGCCAAGAGCAUUCAGAACCUUAUCAAUGCCAUUCGAAUGAUCCACAGUGUGUCACAAUAUUACAAUACAUCUGAACGAAUGACUUCACUCUUCAUCAAAGUCACAAAUCAGAUGGUUACAGCAUGUAGAGCAUACAUUACUGACAACGGCACCUCUGGAAUUUGGGAACAGGAUACACAAGACAUCAUCAAAAAGAUACAGGACUGUAUCUACUUGUUCCGGGAGUAUCAGUCCUGCUUCCACAAGACAAAGAAACAAACCCUGGAGAGGCCUGGGGAGAAACCCUUUGAGGUGUCAGAGAUGUACAUCUUUGGCAAGUUUGAAGGUUUCUGCAAGAGACUGGAGAAGAUCACUCGGAUGAUCACUGCAGUAAAGACCUUCUCUGUCCUGGGACAGUCCACCAUUGAGGGUAUAGACACUCUGGCUUCCAAGUUCCAGAACAUCUACUUGACCAUGAAGAAGAAGCAGUAUGACAUCCUGGCCCCCAGAAAAGCAGAGUUUGAGGUGGACUUUGCAGAGUUCAUGGUUCAGAUAAGCAACCUCGAGAACCAGCUCCAGAUGUUCAUGAAUUCCUGUUUCUCCAAAAUCCUCUCGUCUCAGCAUGCCUUGUUUUUUCUGAAAAGAUUUCAGAAGCUGAACAUGCCCUGUCUAAAGACAGAAGUCUCAAACACAGUUGGGCUUAUUCUUCAGCACUACGUCUCAGAGCUGGAGUCUGUCAAGAAGCUCUACCAGAUUCACAGAGAGGACCCUCCAUUGGCAAGGAACAUGCCCCCUAUAGCUGGCAAAGUCCUCUGGAUCAGACAGCUCUACAGGAGCAUACAGGAACCUAUACACUACAUCGAGAAAAACUCAGAGAUCCUGUCGAGUCCAGAGGGAAAGGACGUGGUGAGAAUGUACAACCGGACUGCAGCUGUGUUUGUGGAGUUUGAGCUUCUCUAUCACAGAGCCUGGAUGAGGGAGGUCUCACAGCUCCAAUACGCUUUACAAGCAACCUUAUUAGUCCGCCACAUGGACACAGGAAAACUACUCGUCAACUUCGAUCCCAAAAUCACGGAGAUAGUGCGAGAGACAAAGUGCAUGCUGAAGAUGGGUCUGGAGGUUCCUGAUCAGGCUCUGCGUCUGGUCAAGACAGAGUGGUCGAUGAAAGCCAACAAACUUCGACUGGAGACUUUACUGUGCAACUACGAGGCCACCUGUGAGAAAAUACCUGCAGUUUUCUACAACCUGAUGGCAUCAAAGAUAAAAAAUGUCGAGUCUGUGCUUCGCCACGGCUUGGUGUUACUCAACUGGUCAUCUCUCAUCUUGGACAACUUCUUUCAUAAUGUUGACACCGCCAUGUCUGAACUUAACCAUCUCCUAAAGAAGGUGCGAGACAUCUGUGAGAUGCACAUUGAUGCCGUCCUUCAAGACAUCUCAGAGACUGUGCUGAUCGAUCUCCCAGAGGACAGGCCCUCGUCACUGCAAGGCCUCAUCAGCACCAAUGAGAACCAGUCAAAGGAGUGGGCAGACAUUUUGGACCACAAAAGCAGACAUGUUGAAGAGGCAGUGAAGGAGCUGAUUGAGAUAUUCAAUACUAUUUACGAGUCAAAAGAAGUGAAGAAACCUGUGGAAGUACCAAUUGUUAAAGAGCGGAAGAAUGUGGCAUUCUCAGAAGAAGUUAACACCUCCAUUGAUGAUGAUCAUAGUGAUGACAAAGAAUCUGAGAAAGAAGAUGACUUUGAGAAGGAGUGCAAAGAGAUGUAUGCCUGGUUCAGCACAAAGCUACUUGACGCCUUGGUCAAAGCAACAAGGUUAUCUCUGGACACUUUGAAAAGAAGAAUCUUCGUUGCGACCUUGUCAGCAAGAAAGGGACGUUUCAGCCAAUCACAACCAAGCACAGAGGAGCUGGUGACUUUUAUCAAAUCCGAAGUCCACCUGACCAUACCCAACGUGGUGAUGGUGCCCAGUUUGGAUGACAUCCAGCAGGCCAUCAACCGACUGGUGCACCUGGUGCUGGAGGUGAGCCGGGGAGUGGCCCGUUGGGGACAGGAGCACCACCAUGAAGACAAGCGCAAGUCUGGCACAGGGAAGCUGAAGAACUUCUAUCAGAGCGUAGCUGAACACAAGGACAUUUGUAAGCUGGUGGUCCUCCUCACAUCAGCAGUCAACUCUCUGAGGAAACCGGCCAGUGAUGUUCUCAAGCAGUUCCAUCCCUUCAAGGUGGUCUGGGCCGAGGACAGACAGAUUAAGGUCAAGGAGUUCAUGGACAGCAACCCCUACCUGACUCAGAUCAAGUCUGAAAUCCUCCACUAUGUGGGAUUCGAACAGGAGAUUGAUGAAAUCAAGCCUACCAUUAUUUUGGGGUGCAUUGAAAUGUCAACAGCUCCGCUGAAGAUGUCUCUGACAGUCGAGGCAAAGGCCUGGAAGAAGCUCUUGUGCAAGUACCUGAAUGAGCAGUACAAAAAGAAAAUGAUGGAGAUCAUGACUUUCACUGGAGAACACCUGAAAAAGCUCUCCAGGCCUAUCGCAGACCUGGAGGAUGUGCGUUUCGCCAUGGAAGCCCUGUCCAAAAUACGAGACUCUGAGAUCAAGAUAGACAUGACCCUGGGACCCAUUGAGGAAGCCUAUGGGAUUCUGAAUAGAUUUGAAGUGGAGGUGACCAAAGAGGAAGCGGAGGGGGUGGAUACUCUCAGAUACUCCUUCAUCAAACUGCAGUCCAAGGCGAGAUCAGUGCAAGACGAGCUGGUUCGUGUGCAGCCCAAGUUCAAACGGAACCUGUUGGAAUCAGUCACCGUUUUCCAAAAGGAUGUUGUGAUGUUUACAGAUCAGUAUGAACUGGAAGGCCCAAUGGUGCCUGGGAUAAUUCCCAACGAGGCCAGCACUAGGCUGCAGAUCUGCCAGGCCAGAUUUGACGACCUGUGGAGGAAAUUCAUCACCUACUCGUCAGGAGAGCAGCUGUUUGGUUUACCAGUCACAGAUUAUGAGGCUCUGCAGAAAACACGAAAAGAGCUGAGUUUACUCCAGAAGUUGUAUGGACUCUACGACACAGUGAUGGCCAAAAUUAGUGGAUACUACGACAUUCUGUGGACAGAGGUGGACAUUGAGGCGAUCAAUGCAGAGCUUUUAGACUUCCAGAAUAGGUGUAAGAAGCUGCCCAAAGGCCUGAAGGACUGGCAGGCAUUUUUGGACCUGAAGAAGAGGAUUGAUGACUUCAGCGAGUCUUGCCCCCUGCUGGAGAUGAUGGCCAACAAGGCCAUGAAGCAGAGGCACUGGGACCGCAUCACCGGCCUGACGGGCAAAAAGUUUGAGGUGGAGUCAGACACUUUCGCCCUGCAGAACAUCAUGGAGGCAAACCUGUUGAAAUACAAGGAGGAUAUUGAGGAUAUCUGCAUCUCGGCGGUCAAGGAGAAGGACAUCGAGGCCAAGCUGGCCCAAGUGGUGGAUGUAUGGUCCAGUCAGUCUCUGAGUUUCAUGACCUUCAAGGGCCGAGGAGAGCUAAUGCUGAAAGGUACAGAGACCUCUGAGAUAGUCGCUACCAUGGAGGAUAGUUUGAUGCUGCUGGGAUCAUUGCUGAGCAACAGAUACAAUGCUCCGUUCAAGAAAGACAUUCAGAACUGGGUCUUCAAGCUAUCUACUUCAUCUGACAUUAUUGAGCAGUGGCUUAUCGUCCAGAACCUGUGGGUGUAUUUGGAGGCUGUGUUCGUGGGAGGUGACAUUGCCAAACAACUGCCACAGGAAGCCAAGCGCUUCCAGAACAUUGAUAAGUCGUGGAUCAAGAUCAUGCAGCGUGCCCAUGAGAUCCCCAACGUAGUGCAGUGCUGCGUGGGAGACGAGACCAUGGGUCAGCUGCUGCCUCACCUCCAGGAGCAGCUGGAGCUUUGCCAGAAGUCUCUCACUGGGUACCUGGAGAAAAAGAGGCUCCAGUUCCCCAGGUUCUUCUUUGUGUCUGAUCCCUCCCUUUUAGAAAUCCUGGGACAAGCUAGCGAUCCACACACAAUUCAGCCUCAUCUCCUUGGUGUGUUUGACAAUGUCAAUGAAGUGGAAUUCCACGCCAAAGAUUAUGACAAGAUUUUGGCUGUCAUUUCACAAGAGGGAGAGAAAGUGCCGCUGGACCACCCAGUGAUGGCAAGGGGGCCUGUGGAGCUGUGGCUGGGAGAGCUGCAGAUGCAGCAACAGUCCUCUCUACACUCUGUCAUCAAGGCUGCUGAUCUCCAGAUCAACGAUUCAGGCUUUCAGCUCCUCACCUUCCUCAACCAGUUCCAAGCACAGGUGGGCCUGCUUGGCAUCCAGAUGCUGUGGACACGGGACUCGGAGGAGGCGCUGCGCAACGCCAAAGACGACAAGAAAAUCAUGCCAACUACCAACCAGAAGUUCCUGGAUCUGCUCAACACACUAAUUUCACAGACCACCCAUGACCUGACCAAAUUUGAUCGUAUCAAGUUCGAGACACUGGUCACAAUCCAUGUGCACCAAAGGGACAUAUUUGAUGACCUAGUCAAAAUGCACAUCAAGUCAACCACUGACUUUGAGUGGCUGAAGCAGAGCAGGUUCUACUUCAAGGAGGACUUGGAUCAUGUCUUAGUGUCCAUUACCGACGUCGAUUUUGUUUACCAAAAUGAAUUCCUGGGUUGCACUGAUCGUCUGGUCAUCACCCCUUUAACUGACAGGUGCUACAUCACACUGUCUCAGGCUCUGGGCAUGAGCAUGGGCGGCGCCCCAGCCGGGCCAGCCGGUACAGGGAAGACUGAGACCACUAAAGACAUGGGCCGCUGCCUGGGGAAAUACGUGGUGGUCUUCAACUGCUCUGACCAGAUGGACUUCAGAGGACUUGGUAGAAUCUACAAAGGUCUUGCCCAGUCUGGCUCCUGGGGCUGCUUUGACGAGUUCAACAGAAUUGACUUGCCUGUGCUGUCUGUAGCUGCACAGCAGAUCUACAUUGUUCUCUCAUCCCGUAAAGACCGCAAAACACAAUUCAUCUUCACCGACGGAGACUUAGUCAGUCUGAACCCAGAAUUUGGGCUGUUUAUCACCAUGAACCCUGGUUAUGCUGGGCGUCAGGAGUUGCCAGAGAACCUGAAAGUUCAGUUCAGGACUGUGUCCAUGAUGGUGCCGGACAGACAGAUCAUCAUGAGGGUGAAAUUGGCCAGCUGCGGUUUCAUUGAAAACGUUGUCUUGGCACAGAAGUUCUUUGUGCUCUACAAACUGUGCGAGGAGCAACUGACAAAGCAGGUCCACUAUGACUUUGGUCUGAGGAACAUCCUGUCUGUGUUGAGAACCCUGGGGGCCAAUAAGAGAGCCCGACCUCAAGACACCGAGUCCAGCAUUGUGAUGAGAGUUCUGCGUGACAUGAACCUCUCCAAACUGGUGGAUGAGGACGAGCCUCUCUUCCUCAGUCUGAUCAGUGAUCUGUUCCCGGGGAUCCAGCUGGACGGGAGCACCUACGCUGAGCUGCAGGUUGCCGUGGCCAACCAGGUGGAGCUGGCAGGCCUUGUCAACCACCCUUCGUGGAACCUCAAACUUGUUCAGCUUUACGAAUCGUCGCGUGUGCGUCACGGCCUGAUGACACUCGGCCCCAGCGGGGCCGGGAAGACCGCAGUCAUCAACAUCCUGAUGCGGGCCUUGAGCGAGUGUGGAACGCCCCACAGGGAGAUGAGGAUGAACCCCAAGGCCAUCACGGCCCCCCAGAUGUUCGGGCGUUUGGACGCUGCCACAAACGACUGGACUGACGGCAUCUUCUCCACGCUGUGGAGGAAGACUUUAAAAACCAAGAAGGGAGAGAACAUCUGGAUAGUCCUGGAUGGCCCUGUGGACGCCAUCUGGAUUGAGAACCUCAACUCUGUUCUGGAUGACAACAAGACCCUGACCCUGGCCAACGGUGAUAGGAUCGUCAUGUCCCCGGCCUGUAAGCUGGUGUUUGAGGUGCACAACAUGGACAACGCCUCCCCAGCCACCGUAUCCCGCGUGGGCAUGGUCUUUAUGAGCUCCUCGGCUCUCAGCUGGAGGCCUAUACUGCAGGGAUGGGCUUACAAACGCAGUGCAGUUGAGGCAGACAAUAUCAUGAGUCUAUACGACAAAGUCUUUGAGGAUGCCUACGUGUACUUGAAGCAAAGCCUCAAGCCCAAAAUGGAGCUUUUGGAGUGCAAUUAUAUCAUGCAGUCAGUGAACCUGCUGGAGGGCCUGAUCCCCACCAAGGAGGCGGGGGGCCUGGUCAGCAGCAUGCAGCUGGAGCGCCUCUUUGUCUUCUGCCUGAUGUGGAGUGUGGGAGCCCUGCUGGAGCUGGAGGACAGGGAAAAGCUGGAGGCCUUCAUCAGGGCCCACGAGAGCAAGGUGGACAUUCCCAAAACACAGCCCGGAGAGACCAUCUUCGAAUAUAUGGUCAACCAGAACGGUGACUGGGACCAUUGGAAUAACUAUGUGGUGGAGUACAUCUAUCCCACUGACUACGUGCCAGAUUACGCCGCCAUCCUGGUUCCCAAUGUGGACAACACCAGAACCAGUUACCUUUUGGAGACUAUUGCAAAACAGCGCAAGGCUGUGUUGCUUAUCGGUGAACAAGGAACUGCCAAGACAGUGAUGAUUAAAGGCUACACCAACAAGUACGACCCUGAGACAGACCUGUCCAAAUCACUGAACUUUUCUUCUGCUACUGAGCCUACAAUGUUUCAGCGCACAGUGGAGAGCUACAUUGAGAAGCGAAUGGGUAGCACCUACGGACCUCCUGGAGGACGCAGAAUGACCAUCUUUGUGGAUGACAUCAACAUGCCCAUUGUCAAUGAGUGGGGCGACCAGAUCACCAACGAGAUAGUCCGUCAGAUGAUGGAGAUGACUGGCAUGUACAGUCUGGACAAACCAGGAGACUUCACCACCAUUGUGGACAUGCAGAUGCUGGCUGCUAUGAUUCACCCUGGGGGAGGCAGGAAUGACAUCCCCCAGAGACUGAAGAGACAGUUUACCGUGUUCAAUUGUACCCUGCCAUCCAACACCUCCAUUGACAAGAUCUUUGGUAUCAUGGGCUGUGGAUACUUCCACGAAUGCAGGGAGUUCAAGUCUGAGAUUUCUGAGACAGUGAAAUAUCUGGUCUCCGCUGGUAGGAUCCUGUGGCAGUGGACCAAGGUGAAAAUGCUGCCCACACCCUCAAAGUUCCAUUACAUCUUCAACUUGAGAGACUUGUCAAGGAUCUGGCAGGGCAUGCUCAUCAUCAAGGCAGAUGAAUGUGAUGAUAUCCCCACCUUGCUGGCGCUGUUCAAGUGUGAAUGCACCAGGGUGAUCGCAGACAGGUUUGUCUGCUUUGAGGACAAGGUGUGGUUUGAGAAGGCCAUAUCCAGGGUGAUCCAGGAACACGUGGACCCCAGCCUGGUCCCUGACCUCCACCCUGACCCCUACUUUGUGGACUUCCUGAGAGAGGCUCUCGAGCCCACGGGAGAUGAGGCAGAGGACGUCUGUUUGGACGCCCCCAAAGUUUACGAACUGGUGCCCAGUUUUGAGUUCCUCCGAGAGAAGCUGAUUAUCAAUCAGAGCCAGUACAAUGAGAAUGUUAGAGGGGCCAGUCUGGACCUUGUGUUCUUUACAGAUGCCAUGACUCAUCUCAUCAAGAUCUCACGUAUCAUCCGGACAGACUGUGGCAACGCUUUGCUAGUGGGAGUGGGAGGAUCAGGAAAACAGAGUCUCACCCGACUGGCUUCCUUUGUAGCCGGAUACAGUAUAUUUCAGAUCACCCUGACCAGGACGUACAACAUCAGCAACCUGAUGGACGACCUGAAGGUCCUUUACAGAACAGCCGGGGCAGACGGCAAAGGCAUCACCUUUAUCUUCACAGACAACGAGAUCAAAGAUGAGGCCUUCCUGGAGUACCUCAAUAACGUGCUCUCAUCUGGGGAGGUGUCCAACCUGUUUGCUCGUGAUGAGCUGGACGAGAUCACUCAGAACCUCAUUGGUGUAAUGAAGAAAGAGUUGCCUCGUGUCCCGCCCACCUUCGACAACCUGUACGACUACUUUAUCUCCCGAGCCAGGAAGAACCUGCACGUGGUUCUUUGCUUCUCUCCGGUUGGUGAGAAGUUCCGUUCGCGCUCCCUGAAGUUCCCAGGUCUGAUCUCAGGCUGUACUAUGGACUGGUUCACUCCCUGGCCCAGCGAGGCUCUAGUGGCCGUGUCCCAGUACUUCCUCUCUGACUUCCACAUGGUGUGCUCCCCUGAGGUCAAAGCCGCGGUGGUACAGACCAUGGGCAUAUACCAUGACAAAGUGUCCGUCACCUGCGAGAGCUACUUUGACAGGUUCCGAAGAAGAACUCAUGUGACCCCUAAAUCCUACCUGUCUUUCAUCAAUGGAUACAAGACGGUAUACAGUGAAAAUUACAACUUUAUCAACACACUGGCUGAGCGCAUGAAUGUUGGUCUGACCAAACUGUUGGAGGCUAGCGAGUCUGUGGCUCAGCUGUCCAAAGACCUGGUGGUUAAGGAGAAAGAGCUGGCUCUGGCCUCCAUCAAAGCAGACAAGGUGCUGGCAGAGGUGACAGUAAGCGCUGAAGCAGCCACCAUCGUAAAGGCUGAGGUCCAAAUUGUAAAGGACAGAGCCCUGAAGAUUGUGGAGGGCAUUGAGAAGGAGAAAGCCUUUGCAGAGGUCAAGCUGAAAGCAGCUAAACCGGCUUUAGAGGAGGCAGAGGCCGCUCUGAAUACCAUUAAAGCGGCUGACGUAGCCACGGUGAGGAAGCUGGCCAAACCUCCCCACCUCAUCAUGAGGAUCAUGGACUGCUGUCUGCUGCUCUUCCAGAAGAGGCUGGACACCAUCACCAUGGACCCAGAGAGGCCCUGCCACAAGCCCUCCUGGGGAGAGGCACUCAAGCUGAUGAGCGGCAGUGGUUUCAUGGCGUCACUGCAGCAGUUCCCCAAGGACAGCAUCAACGAGGAGAUGGUGGAGCUACUCCAGCCCUACUUCCAGAUGGAAGACUACACGUUUGAGUGUGCCAAGAAAGUGUGCGGCAACGUGGCAGGCCUGCUCUCCUGGACCUCCGCCAUGGCCACCUUCUUCGGCAUCAACAAGGAAGUUCUGCCACUCAAGGCUAACUUGAUUAUCCAAGAGGGCAGACUGUCAAUAGCCAAUUCCGAGCUAGCCAGUGCUCAGUCUCAGCUGGAUGAGAAACAGGCAGAGUUGGACAAAGUACAGGCCAAGUUCGAUGCUGCUAUGAAAGAGAAACAGGAUUUGCUGGACGAUGCAGAGAUGUGCAGGAAUAAAAUGGUGGCAGCGUCAGCACUCAUUGAUGGGCUUAGUGGAGAGAAAGUGCGCUGGACAGAGCAGAGCAAACAGUUUAAAUCACAGAUCAACAGACUCGUAGGGGAUGUCCUCCAGCUCACUGGCUUCCUGUCGUACUGUGGACCCUUCAACCAGAACUUCCGCAACAUGCUCCUAAAGGACAUCUGGGAAGCAGAGCUCCGGAAGAGGAAAAUCCCUUUCACUGAUAACCUCAAUAUUAUCUCUAUGCUGGUGGACCCACCUACUAUAAGCGAGUGGAACCUACAGGGUCUGCCUGGAGAUGACUUGUCAGUGCAGAACGGCAUCAUUGUGACCAAGGCCACGAGGUUCCCUCUCCUCAUCGACCCUCAGACCCAGGGCAAGGCGUGGAUUAAAAAGAAAGAAAAAGCCAAUGAUCUGCAGGUCACGUCCCUCAACCACAAGUACUUCCGUACCCACCUGGAGGACAGUCUGUCGAUGGGACGACCGCUGCUCAUCGAGGACGUCCGAGAGGAUCUGGACCCCGCCCUGGACAACGUGCUGGAGAAAAACUUCAUCAAGUCCGGCUCCACCUAUAAGGUGAAAGUGGGAGACAAGGAGACUGACGUGAUGGAUGGCUUCCAGCUCUACAUCACAACCAAGCUGCCUAACCCGGCGUACACGCCCGAGGUUAGCGCAAAGACCUCCAUUAUAGACUUCACUGUCACCAUGAAGGGUCUGGAGAACCAGCUGCUGGGCCGAGUCAUCCUCACCGAGAAAUACGAGCUGGAGGCAGAGAGAGUCAAGCUAAUGGAGGAUGUGACGGCAAACAAGAGGAAGAUGAAGGAGUUGGAGGAUAACCUGCUGUACAAGCUCAGCUCCACCAAGGGUUCCCUGGUUGAUGACGAGUCCAUGAUUGGCAUCCUGUCGGUAACCAAGUUGACGGCGGCCGAGGUGAGCGAGAAGCUGCACGUGGCAGCCGAGACGGAGGUGAAGAUCAACACGGCUUCAGAGGAGUACCGGCCGGCUGCCUCGCGUGGCAGCAUCCUCUACUUUCUCAUCACUGAGAUGAGCAUGGUCAACGUCAUGUACCAGACCUCCCUGGCACAGUUCCUCAAGAUCUUUGACCUCUCAAUGGCCAAGUCAGACAAGUCUCCUCUCACUCAGAAGCGUAUUGCUAACAUCAUCGAGUACCUGUCCUUCGAGGUGUUCCGCUACACAGUCCGAGGGCUGUACGAAAACCACAAGUUCAUCUUCACCCUGCUGUUGGCACUCAAGAUCGACCUGCAGAAGAACAACGUCAAGCAGAACGAGUUCCAGAUCCUCAUCAAAGGGGGUGCUGCUUUAGACCUGAAGGCGUGUCCUUCCAAGCCGUUCCGUUGGAUCCUGGAUCUGACCUGGCUCAACUUGGUGGAACUCAGCAAACUGUCACAGUUCACUGAGAUCAUGAACCAGGUGUCUCGUAAUGAGAAGGGCUGGAAGGUGUGGUUUGACAUGGACAACCCUGAGGAUGGUGUGAUUCCUGAUGGAUACAAUGACUCCUUGGAUGUCUUCCAUAAACUACUGCUCAUCAGAUCAUGGUGCCCUGACCGCACCCUGUCCCAGGCCAGGAAGUACGUUGGAGACUCGAUGGGCAUGAGGUUCGCUGAGCCUGUCAUCCUGAACCUGGAGAGUACCUGGGAGGAGAGCGACACCCGCACCCCCCUCAUCUGCUUCCUCUCUAUGGGCUCUGAUCCCACCAACCAGAUCGACGCUCUGGCAAAGAAACUCCGGCUAGAGUUCAGAGCGAUAUCAAUGGGCCAAGGUCAGGAGAUCCAUGCAAGAAGGCUCUUACAGAUGUCAAUGACACAGGGUGGCUGGGUCCUGCUCCAGAACUGCCAUCUGGGCCUGGAAUUCAUGGAUGAGCUGCUGGAGACCGUCACCACAGUGGAGACCAUGCACGACAGCUUCAGAGUGUGGAUCACCACCGAGCCCCACGACCGCUUCUCCAUCACCUUGUUACAGUCCUCUAUCAAGUUCACCAAUGAUCCCCCCCAGGGGGUGCGGGCUGGCUUGAAGCGUACUUUUGCCGGAAUCUCUCAGGAUCAGCUGGAAAUCUGCAACCUGCCCAUGUGGAAACCCAUGCUUUACAACGUAGCCUUCCUACACACUGUGGUGCAGGAACGUCGUAAAUUUGGGCCCCUGGGUUGGAACAUCCCGUAUGAGUUCAACUCGGCAGACUUCACAGCCAGUGUGCAGUUUGUCCAGAACCACUUGGAUGAAUGCAGCCCCAAGAAGGGUGUCUCAUGGGUCACGGUGCGUUACAUGUUAGGGGAGGUGCAGUACGGAGGAAGGGUCACUGAUGACUACGACAAGCGGCUGCUCAACUGUUUCUCUCGGGUGUGGUUCAAUGACAAGAUCUUUGAACCGACGUUCUGCUUCUACACAGGAUACAAAGUGCCUGUGUGUAAGACAGUGGAGCAGUACAUGGAGUACAUCGCCACCCUGCCUGCACUGGACACACCUCAGGUCUUUGGUCUGCAUCCCAACGCAGACAUUACAUAUCAGACCAACACGUCUGCUGAGGUGCUGGACACCAUCACCAACAUCCAGCCCAAGGAAAGUGGUGGAGGAGCAGGAGAGACCAGAGAGUCCAUUGUCUACAGACUGGCAGAGGACAUGCUGGAGAAGUUGCCCCCCAACUACAUACCCCAUGAGGUGAAAGGUAGGCUGGUGAAGAUGGGUGCCUUGAACUCCAUGAACAUCUUCCUACGCCAAGAGGUGGAUCGCAUGCAGCGGAUCAUCGGAGUGGUGCGCACCAGUCUGGUCGACCUCAAACUCGCCAUCGACGGUACCAUCAUCAUGAGCGAAAACCUGCGUGACGCCCUGGACAACAUGUUUGAUGCACGCAUCCCCAACAUGUGGAAGAAGAUCUCGUGGGAGUCAUCCACUCUGGGCUUCUGGUUCACCGAGCUGCUGGAGAGGAACACACAGUUCUACAGCUGGGUGUUUGAAGGCAGACCCAAGACCUUCUGGAUGACUGGCUUCUUCAACCCUCAGGGUUUCCUGACCGCCAUGAGGCAGGAGGUAACCAGGGCUCACAAGGGCUGGGCUCUGGACACAGUCACCCUGCAUAAUGAUGUGCUGAAGCAAAGCAAGGAGGAGAUCACUGCCUCUCCUGCUGAGGGGGUCUACGUCUAUGGUUUGUACCUGGACGGGGCCGGCUGGGACAGAAGGAACUGCCGUCUCAUCGAAGCCACUCCCAAGGUGUUGUUCUGUCCCCUGCCUGUGAUUCACAUGUUCGCCAUCAACUCCACCGCCCCCAAGGACCCCAAGUUCUACAUCUGCCCCGUCUACAAGAAGCCUCGGCGCACAGACCUCACCUACAUCACAGGGGUUGUGAUACGCACGGUGCAGUCACCCGAUCACUGGAUCUUACGUGGUGUUGCCUUGCUCUGUGACAUCAAAUGAUGGAUAACUACUCAGUAUUUUUUGGGGUGUUUGUGUAACCCUCAAGUAACACAAAUAAAUGUUUUUGAAAUUCCAACUAGUUAGAUGUAGUAA